UUUUGGUUUCUUGAGGGAGCAUGCGGUACCUCAUUGUAGCCACGGCGAUUGCUGCGGCGGCUGCGCAGACGACCAAUGUAGAAUCCACAUACGUGGAGCAAGUGCUGAAUGCGCGUGGCGGCGGUGCCAUCAAGUAUGCGGGCGGCAACCUCAACAUCGACUCCCUCUUGCAGUCGUACCCUGAGUGCCAAUCAUGCAGCGUCAGCACUCCAUGUGCCCAUCGCAACCUCCUCGGCACGGGCACAUGCAUCGGAUCGUCGUCUCGUCAAGUGGACGGCGUGAAAACGAGCUACUGCCUCGACUUUGACGUGUGUUGCGGUGGGAACUGUCGCAACAGCCGCCGUCCUACCAAGAAGUGCUCGUUCCAGGGCAACGAAAUCAAAACGUCGUUGGGGAACGCCAACUUCAACAGCGCCAGAAGCAUGCUCGCGUACAUUCAAGUGGACUUGUUGGACACUAUACCAAUUGCGCAAGUGUCCAAUCUCAUCACGUCCGUCGCCGACGAAAGCACCCUGUCCGCUCGAUGCUCGAGCAGCUGCAACGGGUGGAGCUGGCAAGGCCAGCUGUUGUCAGGAUCCUGCCCGAGUUCGUGUGCGUGUGACCUUCUGCCAUUGCCUACGUUUGUAGCUGGCAAUCUCUUCGAAUGCGAACUCAAAGUGCCCAACGCCGACAGCUUUUUCUCGUCUGGUGACAAAAAGUUGACCCAAGACGCCAACCUUGGAGCCAUCCAAGGCAAAGUCGUGUGCCCCAAAGGCUAUACGUGCAGCAAACCAGACACUUGUGUGUCGUAUGAGACAUUUGAAACAGUGAAAGCGUCGACAGUGGUCCCAACCGUGGCUCCCGCCAUAAUCAACGCGCCCAGUGGGGCUGCCACGUCAUCAAAUUCCAAGUCCGGUUCUGUGGUGGCCAUCGCUGUGGGGGCCAGUGUGGUGGGGCUCCUCGCCAUUGGCGGCGCAGUCUUCUGCUUUAUGCGCAAGAAGAAGUCGACUGAUGAUGACUACCAUGCUAUGUCUGAAGGAACGUUGUAAAAUGUGAAUGUGGAAACACUGGCAAGUCAAAACGCCAAUCUCUCGUUGAGACAUCAAUCGAGCUAAUUUCCGUAAUACAUGUAUGAAACGCAUAA
Messenger RNA from Aphanomyces astaci, 1123 nucleotides. RefSeq lists its product as hypothetical. The record is from RefSeq and is a predicted model, not a curated record. Bases 21 to 1028 code for a protein of 335 amino acids. NCBI's taxonomy places the organism in Eukaryota, Oomycota, Saprolegniomycetes, Saprolegniales, Verrucalvaceae. The transcript is spliced from 2 exons.